Pelmatolapia mariae (spotted tilapia) is the source of this 624-nucleotide messenger RNA. RefSeq names its product fibroblast growth factor 8a (gene fgf8a). Gene Ontology annotation, molecular function: fibroblast growth factor receptor binding; growth factor activity. Gene Ontology annotation, biological process: positive regulation of protein phosphorylation; dorsal/ventral pattern formation; positive regulation of gene expression. NCBI's taxonomy places the organism in Eukaryota, Metazoa, Chordata, Actinopteri, Cichliformes, Cichlidae. The transcript has 5 exons. The coding region runs from base 1 to 624 and encodes 207 amino acids. Gene Ontology annotation, cellular component: cytoplasm. The record is from RefSeq and is a predicted model, not a curated record.
AUGCGACCCAUCCCAUCCAGGCUCAGCUGUGUGUUUCUGCACUUAUUUGCAUUGUUCUACUACGCGCAGGUAACCAAUCAGUCCCCGCCUAAUUUCACGCAGCAUGUAAGCGAACAGAGCAAAGUGACGGACCGCACGAGCCGCAGGUUGAUCCGGAUCUACCAGCUUUACAGCCGGACCAGCGGCAAACAUGUACAGGUCCUGCCCAACAAGAAGAUCAACGCCAUGGCCGAGGAUGGAGAUGUGCACGCUAAACUCAUUGUGGAAACAGAUACUUUUGGAAGUCGAGUGCGCAUCAGGGGAGCUGAGACUGGCCUAUACAUCUGCAUGAACAAGAGAGGGAAGCUCAUUGGCAAGAAAAAUGGACAAGGCCGUGACUGUGUCUUCACCGAAAUUGUUCUGGAGAACAACUACACGGCGCUGAAGAACGUCCGUUAUGAGGGCUGGUACAUGGCUUUCACUCGUCGUGGGCGUCCACGGAAGGGCUCACGGACACGCCAGCACCAACGUGAAGUCCACUUCAUGAAGAGGCUGCCAAAGGGGCACCAGCCCACCCAUCCGAGCCACCACCGGCCUUUUGACUUCAUCCACUACCCUUUCAGUCAAAGGACUAAGCGUACGUGA